Molecule: messenger RNA, 8894 nt
Organism: Phalacrocorax carbo (great cormorant)
Lineage: Eukaryota; Metazoa; Chordata; Aves; Suliformes; Phalacrocoracidae
Source: RefSeq, a predicted model, not a curated record
CUGCCUACAGCUAAAAUAAAACUAGUUACAAAGGGCCCCACCCCUGCAACAACUUAAGGCACAGUUUAGAGCUAAUGUGUAUGCUCACACACAGACUACAGGAGCUAGAAACAAUUCCAAAGCGUGCGUGGAUGCUUACAACUCUGGCUUUCACAAGCAAAAGCGAAAACUCUUGUGAAGAAACUUAGAGGCUGAAGGGGUUAAAUGAAAUACAACUCUCCUUUUCCUGUGCAGUAAGGAUUAGUAACUAAACAGAAGCAGGAGAGGAGUGCUUAAGAGCCACUGUUUGAACCAGAAGAUAGAAAAGUGGUUUCUGGAGCUUGGCUGCGGCGUGGUGUAAGUGCCUCCAGCUUUUGCACUCACCUUUCACGGGUCACGCAGAAGGCAGAGAUGAAGAACUUGUUCCUUCUGCUCAUGCUAGCAAUGACCCCACCUUCUGUGUUUUCAGGCCUCCAGAUGAAACGGCAGGUUGAUGUCUGGGGGAGCUGGGGUGAAUGGGGCAGGUGCAGUCGGAGCUGUGGCGGUGGAGUCAGCUUUCGGCAACGGCGCUGCUAUUCCCAAGGGAAAGAAGGUGCUUCCAGUUGUGUUGGACCAACUCGAAGCUAUCAGUCAUGCAACGUUCAGAGCUGCCCAGAAGGCUCCCAGGAUUUCCGGGCAGAGCAAUGUGCAGAGUUCGAUGGGACAGAAUUCCAAGGAAAGAGAUACAAGUGGCUUCCAUAUUAUGGAGCGCCUAACAAGUGUGAGUUAAACUGUAUUCCUAAGGGAGAAAACUUCUACUACAGGCACAAGGAAGCAGUGGUAGAUGGGACUACCUGUGAACCUGGCAAGCGGGACGUCUGUGUAGAAGGAGCUUGUCAGGCCGUUGGCUGUGAUAACAUGCUGGAAUCUGCCAAGAAGGAGGACAAGUGCCUGCAGUGUGGAGGAGAUGGCAGCACCUGCUACAGUGUGAAGGGCACUUUUGAUGUGUCCAACCUCCCCAAAGGGUACAAUCAAAUCUUCAUCAUCCCUGUGGGAGCCACAAGCAUCCAAAUUAAGGAGAUUAUGCCCAGCAGGAACUUUCUGGCUGUCAAGAACGUGCAAGGGGAGUACUAUCUGAACGGGCACUGGACAAUUGAUUUCAGCCGAGCCCUGCACAUAGCUAGCACGGUUAUGCACUAUGACCGUGGCUCAGAGGGUGAUUUGGCCCCAGAGCUCCUCCAUGCCAGGGGGCCCACCACAGAACCCCUCAUCAUUGAGCUCAUCAGCCAGGAGCCAAACCCAGGAGUACAGUAUGAGUACUACCUGCCCAUACAAGGACAGGCCUCAGGUUACAGCUGGAGCUAUGGUUCCUGGAGUGAGUGCAGCUCUGAGUGUGGAGGAGGUUUCCAAUCCCGCUUAGUGUUUUGUACGAUAGACAAUGAAAUUUAUCCAGACUAUAUGUGCAGGAAUAAACCACAACCAGACAAUAACCGGACAUGUGGCCAUCAGGCUUGUCCCCAGACAAAACGGUGGAAAACGGGGGAGUGGGGAUCCUGCUCAGCUACCUGUGGUGGGGGCACCCAGACUCGCUCCGUUUACUGUGUGGCGUUCGACGGCCAGAGCUCCCAAGGGGUGGUGGAUAAUGCUGAGUGCAUGCCCUUCGCACAGCAGCCUCGCAGCAGUCAGCCCUGCAACAUGAGACAGUGUGCGACCUGGAGCACAGGGCCCUGGUCAGAGUGCUCAGCCAGCUGUGGGGAAGGGGUGCAGACCCGGACUGUCACUUGCAGAGCGCAGCAGGGCUCUCAGGCUCAGGACUUUGCUUGCCUAAUGGAACCAAAGCCAUCGGCCACCCAGCCCUGCCUUAAGGAGAACAGCAUCCAUGAAAUUGGCUGGCACAUUGGAGACUGGGGCCUGUGUUCGAAGAGCUGCAACUCGGGCAUCCGGACACGCCAGGUCAUCUGCGCUGACGGCGACUCCAAAUUCUACAGUCCUGAGACAUGCAAAGCCAUCCAGCCACAGAAACCAGCCACCCUGGGUAGCUGCAACAUGCAGCCCUGCUACCUGCCACAGCAAGUCCCAAGUAUGCAGGACACUAUGGGAUACGAUGUCACUCGCCAGUCCUUGCUGACACGUUAUAUUCCAAACAGCCCUGCCACAGAUUCUGGUGAUGAAAGGAUGCUCCCUGGGAGCUCCACAAUCCACAGUACCUCUGGGAAUCACCACGUCCCAUCCACCAAGGACCAUGGCAUCAACUUGUUUCCUGUUCGCUGGGAAUCCCAGUCACGCUCAUCAGGUUCCCACCAGCUCAGCUCCUCUCAGGACCCCACUGUAGGGACUGGUUCUCAAGACUGUCAUCGGAGCCCACACGGCUGCUGUCCAGAUGGGCACACUGCAGCUUCAGGCCCUCUGGGGAGAGGCUGCCCCUUCAGCACUUGUCACCGAAACAGGUAUGGAUGCUGUCCUGAUGGAGUAUCGGCUGCCCAGGGUCCUAACCACAUUGGAUGCCCACAAUACUACCGUGAUGUUCAAGUGAGCAGAAAUCAGCCCACUGCGGCUGCUCCAACAGCAAGCCAAGCCUUGUCCGAGCAGCACCGCUCAGGCGAGUGCCGCAGUUCCAUCUACGGCUGCUGUUUUGACAAUGUCGCUUCAGCUUCAGGUCCUCAAGGGGAAGGAUGUCUCAACAGGCCCAACUACCCGUAUCCUGUCAUAUGCCUGCUGCCCAGUGCCCACGGCCCCUGCGCGAACUGGACCACUCGCUGGUACUUUGUGACCGUCGUUGGCAAGUGCAACCGGUUUUGGUACGGCGGCUGUCACGGCAAUAAAAACAGCUUUGCCUCGGAGGAGGAGUGCAUGAGAGUGUGCCACAAUUCAGGGGGGGUCAGUCCUCUGGAGCACCAGCCCCUUUCUGGCACAGGAGCCCUGCAACGCCAGCACGUUGGCUCCCACUCUCCUACAGGGGAUGCUUGGGGUCAGCAGCAGCUGCCUCUGAGAGAGUCUGCAAGUCGCAGCCCACAGGGAAGAGCCUAUGGGGCUUCACACCCCACGCAGCACAGCCACAGACAGGGCCGCUGGAGAAGUGAGGUGCUGCCAGAGUCUUUGCCAAGGACUGGCGUGUUGGAUAGCCAGCGCCGGGGCACCCAGCGAAGCAGAUUGGACAGUCUGAGCCAGCUGCACCUGUGGGAAGCAGCAGUGCCUGGGCCCUCAGAGAGGCAGAGUAGCAGUGGCCAGCAGGUGCUGCCCCAAGAAGGCAAGCAGUGGCAUAAGGCUUUCGGAGCAGAUGUUUCCAUGACGGAGGGAUUGGGGCACCAGGUGUCUGCAGACUCAUUCCCAGCACGGGCUCUGCACAGAGCUAUCCUGGAGGAAGCCAAGCCCUCUCUUGUGACAGCGGUCAUGGGACAAAACGUCCAGCUGAUCUGCAAGACAGGCAUGUCCCCCUUCGCCAGAGUGGAGUGGGUGAAGGAUGGCCGACCGGUCUCCUCUGACAGGCACACCUACCAGUCCGACAGCUCCCUAGUGAUCAGCCACGUCAAGCUGGAGGACGCCGGGACUUACACGUGCCUCAUUUCUGAUGGGAGGACAGAGAGCCGAGAGAUUCAGUUACAGAUCAUAGAGUACCAGAGCCCUGUUCUGGCAGAGGGUGAGAGAGGUCGGGUCCUUCACAAGGAAAAUCAGCAGCAUCGAGAGCUAUCUAGAGGCAGGAAGGUUGUACAGGCAGCCGAUUCCUCUGUGCAUCAGCAAUUCGCAUACAGAUUGAGAAUGGAUAAGAGUGAGCCCUCGGUAGUGGAGGCCAACGUCGGGGACAGAGUCAGACUGCCCUGCACAGUGGAAGCAUCGCUGCCUCUCACCAUUGAGUGGCAGAAAGAUGGACAGCCUCUCUCCUCUCCCAGACACAGGCAGCAGUCAGACGGGGCCCUGGUGAUCAGCCGGGUCAGCUCUGAAGACGUCGGCUUCUUUACCUGUAUUGCCUCGAAUGGACAUGACCAGGACCAGCGACAGGUCCUGUUCCGACCUCUAGGAGAGCUGAGGAUCACUGGUCUCCUGCCAAGCAUCACGGUACCUGAGGGAGGGACUGCUCAGCUUCAUUGUACAGUGACUGGCAACAAUGUGAAUAUAAGGUGGUCAAGGAACGGAGUCCCCAUGCGGGCGGAUGGUCACCACAUCCACCUGUCCCAGGAUGGAAGCCUGAUCAUAAGCAACAUUCAAGAGGCUGAUGAGGGAUCCUACACGUGCAGCGCCUACAGCAGCAGCAACUCCGUCAGUGCUAGCACGGAGGUGAAAAUGCUGAGGAGCAGCCCUAGUACUACGGUGAAUCACGUUGUGGACCUGAGCAGAGAGUGUGUGGACCAGCCACACCUCGCCAACUGCGACCUGAUCCUGCAGGCCCAGCUCUGCAGUAACGAAUACUACUCCAGCUUCUGCUGUGCCAGCUGCUCUCGCUACCGACCGCGGGCCAGCCCUCCUCGUCACCAUGGGUGACAGACACUUCUGUGGCCACACGAACGUACAGGUGACCGGUUACAAGACUGGAAGUUUGAACUCUGUCCUUUUACUGCAUGGAACUGUUCUGCGAGCUCUGCCCUGAUGGAAGGCUCGAGAGGGGGAACUGAACAGAGGUAGUAGGUGUAACUGUUCGAAGGUGGGAGGCCCACCACCCUCAAGUUUAGUGCAAGCUUCUCUCUGCCCUCCCCAGCCCCGUAUGCCCUGCUAUAGUUAAUCCAUCUCUUCACUUAAGGAUAGUUGCUGUCAUUCACAGAACAAGAUGACCCUGGGAAUGUAAGGAUGCUGUGUCUUUAGAGAAGGCAGAUAACCAGCAUGAAAGAGGGAGAGACCAAUUCUUCAUACAAGCGUGAGAGAGAAGUGCUAUUAAAAUUGCCUCUGAAGUGUUUGAAGAUGGGCCCAAACUGACUUAACCAAGGCACUACUGAGCAAUGAACAUGUGUAAUCCUGGGGAGCACAAUCUGUCGAAAUGCAGAGGACUCUGGCCAUGAGAAACAGCUUGAUGCAUAUAAAAUGAGAGUUCAGGUCCUAUGAGAUUACUAGCUCUAGGGAUGCAGCUGUGACGUCACAUUACUGUAGCUGUUUUAUUCCCGUAGACCUUAGACAAAUUUCUAGCUGCAUUAUUUUGGUUUCUACGUGACUGUAGAUAGCUUUGGAGUGAAAUGCAGAAGCAAUGCUUCACAGAAAGCCUAAGACAAAAGGGAAGAACACUUCUAGCCCUUCCUGAAUGUUAGGGUUAAUUUAGAUGAAUAUACCUACACCGUUAUCUGUUCUGAGUUGCGGCAGUUGAAAUUUCACUCAAGGACGGCUCAGCAGAGGGGUUUUUUUCUGAGUCAGAACUGUGCUGUUGAAUGUGUUGCACAUGGGGCUUUGAAAGAGAAAUUUUCAGGCAUUAAGGGGGGAUAUGGGAGGAGAUAAGAUUAUGUAAUGAUUUGUUAAACCAAGAAAGGCCCUUGGGUGUCUUUGGUAUCUCAAAAUGGAAUUCUAAUGUCUGAGGAAAAGCAUUUUUUUACAGCUUCUACGGUAUUUUUGUACCCUACUAUCAGCCCUGACAGUCCCCCCGCUUCCUCAUUCCGAACUCCCUGCUGAGACUUGGAUGGGUUAAUCACAUCAAUUAGCGCCAUCAGCCAGUGAUUAUUUGCAUAGAUGUAGCUAUAAACUGGUAGACUGGUGUGUGUAGUGUUGGUGUUUUGGUUGGCUGGUGGAGGAUUGGCUUUUUUUUUUUUCUUCCCAACCCCUUCUCCUACUUCUUGUACUUUUAAGGCUUCUAAGGCAGGCAGCUAAGUCAUUCUCCUCUCCUUCAGUACAGACCCAGUACUCAGGGCAGCAGUAAUACAGAGCCGUAAAUCCCACCAGCUUGACAGCCUAAAGCUGGUUUGGAGUCUAAAUGUCUAAAUCCAGUAAAUCAGUUCAGCUGAACCUAAAAAUAAGACUUACUAUCUAAAUGAUUGCAUUCUCUUCAGCACAGGUAUGGCUUCAGGAGUGGAAACACUGCUUUAAGAGGUGAACAAACUGACAAGUCUAGAAGCAAUCCAAUACAGGAGUGUGAGGUGACAGUUACCAGCUGUUGAGGGGAGGGGGGGUGUGUGUCUUUCUGUGGUCUGAUAGAGGCUGUCUUUUCUAGCAAGCAAAGUUGUUUUUUAAGUUGCUUUAAUUUGAUUAGGGAAAAAAGUGUGUUGUCAUUCAUUGUAGGUGUUACAGGUUUGAGGUUGCCCUCAUUUAUAGUUAAGCCCAAUGUGAUGGUCCUGUGACCAUGUUGGGGGGUGGUGGUGGGGCUGGUGUGUAUAGGAUAGUUUCGUGUUUUAGUAUAUAAUGUGACUUUGCCUUUUGAGAGCAGGGAUUAAUCACAGACUGUGUAAAUGCCAGCCUUAGUGAAGGCCUCUCAGUUCACCUGUGGCAUGUUGCAUCAAAGGUAGUCAAGCUCUGUGGCCCUGCUCAGUCCAGUUAGACAUCAGUUGUGGUUGUAGCAGACCCUGUUGUCCCAGAGUAAGCAGUCAGUUCUGUAAUAGCCCUUCUACUGUGUCAGAGGCUAUAUUUAAAUAUUCUGUGUAGUCAGCUUUCAUUUAAGCCAUAGGGCUACGCCCAGUGUGGCCUGGGAGCACUGUAGCAGCCACCGCUAUGCUGAUGGGCAGGACUUUAACAUGGACUGUGCUUUGGUUAAGUGAGCAGUUAUGCUCUGCCCGCCUUUCAGCUGCAUAACCAUGGCAGGAAGGCUGGGACCUGAAGGCAUGCAGUUCCCUGCUUUACAUGUGUGUCAUCACUGUAAUAGUUAACUAAAGGUCUUUACAUUUCUUCCAUUUGGCAAGCCGAGCUUCCCCCUUGAUAUAGUGCCACUUAACCGCCUAACUGACUAGUUACGUUUUCAAUUUGAGAACCAAGAUGUUACUUUUCUUCCCUAAACAAUGGCUUGUAGGAAGGUCAUUUCCCCUUUAAUGUUACCUCCAGGGCAGGGGAAGGGUAUGGCUAUACUGGGCUAUUUUCAGCUGAGCUUUGGGCACUGCGGUGAAAGAUAUGGCGCUGAUAGGAAAGAAAGCCUGUAUAGCUUAUGCUAUUAUAAAUGUCUGCAAAUAUACUCUUAUUUUUUUGAAAGCAGAAAAAAGCAUUGGUACCAAUUCAAAUACCAUGGGCAAUGUUGGCUAUUAUUAUUCAUAUACUGAAAACAGGUAAGAAUCUGUAAAGACAAAAGCCCCAGUUUUCUAGACCAUAUCACUGUAAGACUUACUGUACUUGCCCAGAAAUGGAAACGGCUGGAAACCAGGGCCAAAGAAAGGCAGCAUUUCUUCCUCUUCAGGUUACAAAGUCUGACUUUUCCUUACGUCUAAAACUACGUGGUGCACAUAAGAAUGCAGUAAGAAACAGUCAUACUAAUAGGGUAGGUACCCGCUUACUGGGAGAACAGCACAGCAGUGAAAAAUACACUGGCUUUUCUUCUGGCUCUUGGGACCUUUCACUCCUUUUAGUAGUAGGGGAAAGAAAAAUCAAAGUGAGUUUUCCUUUUGGAAUGCUAGUGUCUCCAUAUUUGGCUGUAUGUAAAUAUUCAAUGUUAGAAAAUACAGUUAUGCAAACCCCAAAUCUGAUGGAAGGCUUCACUGAAACCAUUUCAGAGCUUUAAAUAGUUAUAGGUCACAAGAACAUUUGCAAGUUCAGUGUUAAAGUUCAAGGUAACCUAACAUGGUACACAAAAUGAGAGGCGACAAGCAGGGCUCAUCUAUGUUCACGUAAUAACACAGAAAAUACCCAGAAGGGCAAAUCCUGAAAACUGAAUGGUGGUGGGGGUGGGAGUGGGAGGGAAGGAAUAAAGCUUUCAGCGCCAGCACUUCUACCACCAACAUUUAUUUCUGUUAAAGCAGAUUAUAAAUCAUCAGUACAAAUAUAUAUAACUUACAUUUGCUUGUAAGGCCAAAGUUUAAAAGUAAAGUUAAAAUGAGAUGGUUUUCACAAAUCACCAGAGGCUGAACCUGGACCAGCUGCAGCUUUAACCACAAGGUUUCACAACUCGGGGGUGGAGGGCAGGGGAAACCCACAAACCAAAGUUAAAAACCUCUUAAGAGCUACUGACAGACAAACAUAAAAUGGUUUCCCAGGUACCCCCAGGCUGUAGAUAUGAUUACAGUAAGUUGUCACAGUAGUGUUAGAACCAAUAGAUUAAGACAAAGAAACUGCAGCAAUACAUGAAAGGAAAAAACCCAUACUAUAUAUAAUAUGUAGCUUGAUUUCGAUAAAAACCAGUAAAUUUCUCCCAUGGUUUUCAAACCAUUACAAUACUGUAAUUUUCUUUAUUUAAAACUACAAUAUAAUGACUUAUUGGUAGUGAUUGUUGUUGCAAUAUGCUACUUACAAUGGACAGAUACAAGACCAAGCUAGAGCCCCUUUUUCCACCCCCACCCCCCCCGAAAUACUUACAAUAAGAAUCAGCGAUAAAUCAAUCUUAUGUACAAUUUCUUACAUCCAACCCCCUUUUUUUAACCUUUGGCAAGAUUAAUUACAACUCAUACAGCUUUUAAUAUCUAACUAUUUAAAAUAUUCUAAAUGCAUAAAAAUAAAGAUUUUGCCUUUACUUUAUUCUUUACAUAUAAUAUUCACUUUGUUACUCAAAAUGGAAGCUCAACUUUUUUCCACAAACCUAGCUUAUGCUAAGCGGGUGACAAUCUCCCACCCAUAUCCAAGCACGCCCCCUUCCCCCCAUCCCAUUUUUUCCCUGAAGGGGAACAUCCAGGACUUGCAGGGCACCAGAAAGGAGGACACAAGUACAAAAUCUGCCUUCCUUUCUGUGAGAUAACUGAUGUUUCUGCAGAACAGGCUUCAGGACUGGGUGCCUGCCUUUGCUCUGUUUGAAUUCCAGCUUUCCAGGUGAGGAGGGAAUGCAGACUGGGGUAGCUCCAGGAUUUCUCUUAAGAACUGCACAUUAAAUUCUCUGUAUGUUUACAUCCUUCCCAUAA